Messenger RNA from Pestalotiopsis fici W106-1, 2082 nucleotides. RefSeq lists its product as uncharacterized. Bases 1 to 2082 code for a protein of 693 amino acids. Lineage: Eukaryota; Fungi; Ascomycota; Sordariomycetes; Amphisphaeriales; Sporocadaceae. Gene Ontology annotation, molecular function: zinc ion binding; DNA binding; DNA-binding transcription factor activity, RNA polymerase II-specific. Gene Ontology annotation, biological process: regulation of DNA-templated transcription; DNA-templated transcription. The transcript is spliced from 4 exons. The record is from RefSeq and is a predicted model, not a curated record.
AUGCCGAGAAGCUCGAUAACAUCAUCGACAUCAUCGCAGCAUCGUUUGCCCGUGAAUCAAAGGCGGCGAAAGGUCCUACCAGAAAAUAGAAAGCGUGUAGCGACGGCAUGCAACAGCUGCAAUGUGAGAAGAAUCAAAUGCUCGGGUGAACGGCCGUGCCUGCAAUGCCGGAAUGCGUCCCGGGAAUGUCGAUAUCCGAUUUCCAUUGAGAAAAUUUCUGUACCCAGGGCAGAGCUGGAACAGCUCAAGUCCAAGUGCAUACAACUGGAGGCAUGCCUGGAAAACGCCGUCCCCGACGAGAACAAGCGGCGGUAUCUCCUGACCCAAGUGACACAAAGCCCCGCGGACACGGGGGCAGAUAACGCAGCAAGCCCAGAGGCGAGAGACAACCUGGAUGAGGAAGAGGGUGGACGUUUGCUGCAAGAUGCGGACGGUGCGUUGAGGUAUUUUGGUCCGAUAUCCAGCACACUAUUCUUGGACUCUCUCAAAAGAUUCUUUGCGAUUACUUUGCCCGCCUUCAUUCCAUUUUCGAUGGAUACCUCGAGCAUGAUCUCUUCAGGUCCACAGGGAAGAUGUGGCAUGCAAGAUACAUGUGCACCCAACGUCCAGAACGUUGAUCCAUUCUGGCAUCCAUCGAAGACGGACAUGACUCUGAUGUUGGCGCGGCUGCAAUAUACUUUUCAGGACGGAUGCGGUGAUUUUGCGUCGGGAGGCAUCUAUUACUGGAAUGACCUUGACGUGACAUUCUUCAACAAGAAGAAAACAGAGAUUUCGAAUGAUGCGCAGUCUAUACGAGAGCUCUCGCUUUUGCACGCCGCGUUCGCCAUGGCCACUCUUCUGGACUCUCCCACCGGCGACAGAAGAAAUAGUGUGCGGCGCAGCGAGACCUUCUUCGCCAGAGCUCGAAUGCUUUUGGGUAAUCCUUUGAACACGACACUUCGCAAUAUCUUGGACAUACCCAUUUUGUCAAUGAUGGUAAUGUACUUGAUCGAGAUUGGUCGAAGAGACACUGCAUACAUGUACGUGAGUGUAGGAUUACAAAUUGCCGUCAUGUAUGGUGUGCACAGAGGCUGGGUCAACGAUGAAUCUUGCAAGCGCUCGUUCUGGACUCUCUAUGUGCUUGAUCGAUGUCUCAGCGUGCUUGACGGGAGGCCACCGUCGAUAUCGGAUGAUGCAAUCCAGCUUUUGCCUCCUCUUGAUGUCUCUGGUCUUCCACCCGCGAUGGGCCUUAGAGCCCAUAUUGAGCUUGCGAGAAUCGCUGGCUACAUAGUCUGUAACACUUACCAAGUAUCACCAUGGGAUCAUUGCACGACGAGCAAUGAAGCUCGAGUUGAGAAGACACUGGGCCUGCUUUCGAACUGGAAAAAUAGGCUGCCGGCUGAGUUGCAGAUAGAUGGUAGCUUGUGCCAUGAUAGAGCCUGCUACCAACUACAUAUGGAGUACAAUCAGUUGUUGAUGUUAACGGUGCGACCGGUCCUCUUUGAAGCAGUCAAAAGAGCUGUCCGACAACAAUUCGGAGACGAGCCAUCGAACCCAAAUGACGAAUGUCGCAUAGAUUUCAUCAGAAUUUGCAGUCAAGCCGCAUGUCAGACUUUGAAGUUGGCAAAAGACAUUCGCGAUAUGUGUCAAUGUCCACAGCCGUCACUGCAAAUGCUGCAUCAUAUAUUCGACGCGGCUGUGAUCCUGAUUCUCGACCAAGUACUCGACAUUCGCACCCAGAGCACAAGUCAUUGGGCAGAAAUCGCAUUCGCUAUCGAGUGUUUCGACACCGAGGACCGGGUAAACAACCCAUGCCAGCAGAAUCCCGUACAGCUGCUCCGAAACUUGCAAGCUCUUGUUGAAAGUUUGCGCAAUCAUAAGUCGAGUGAGUCGUCAUGGAAUGGCAGUCGUACUUCUUCGGUUCCUCCAAUAGACACCCAGUCAUUGGCCAACACAUCAUACCACGUGGGCUUCAUCUUGAAUCCGAGUAAUGCUCCGACAAAUCCAAUGCUGUCUUCAACAAGCGACGUCCUUAUUAGUCAGUUAGCCUCUUGGACUGCGUUUGACGGGGCGCAGGACUACAGGAGCUACCCACUGCGAUAA